AACCACGGCGCGCUGCUCUGCUGCUCAAAAUAAAAUAAAUUACAUCUGUGGCGCUGCCUAGAAAAAAGAAAUUGAUGCGCGCCGUGCGCGCGCAGUUAUUAUUUCUUUCCAUGUUUCUUAACAUGGCAGGUCGCAGUGGGUUUGACGACGGUAAUCUGAGGGACUACGGAGGCGGCAGAAGGACGGCGGGCGGUCGCCCGCUCCCGUCCGAACCCCCUUACAAGGCCUAUGUCGGCAAUUUACCCUCGGGCAUCAUCCAAGGCGAUAUUAACAGAAUCUUUCCAGACUUAUCUAUUAAAAAUGUAAGGCUGGUUAUGGACAAAGAAACAGAUAAAUUCAAAGGCUUCUGCUAUGUGGAAUUUGAAUAUUUGGAAGACUUGAUCAAAGCCAUUGAAAUGAAUGGAGUUCUCAAUGUAGAUGGUAAUUUUAUCAAAAUUGAUGUUGCUGAAGAAAAAAGGAGUGACAGGGGGGGUGGCUUCGACCGAGGCCGCCGAGAUGGGCGCGACGGCGGUCGGGACGGUGGACGAGACGGACGGGGCGGCGGCGGCGGCGGGUUCCGGCGGGACGGCGGCCGUGGUACGUACGAGCACUUCGACGCGGCCGAGCGCCGCGCGCCUCGGAGCCAGGGUGGCGGGUUCAUACAUGAUCGCGAGCGGGGUGAGCCGCGCGGCAGCGGCGGCACCAGCGGCGACCGGUGGGCGGAUCGCGGCGGCGAGCGCGGCGGUGAGCGCGGGGGCGAGCGCUGGAGCGAGCGCGGCGCGCGCGGUGCUAGCGAGGAGGCGCGCAGCGGGGACUGGGGCCGCAUGGGCCGCUCCGGGGCGCCGCCCGCGCCGCGCCCGCAGCCCCGCCGCAACUUCGAUGAAGCACCUCCUCCGAGAUCAGACACAUCCGGCAGGCCGAAGCUGGUGCUGGAGCCGCGGACGGUGAAGGAGCCAGUGAACUCGCUGGCGUCCACCAGUCAGGCCUCGUCAAUAUUCGGCGGCGCGCGGCCGAGGGAGGAGCGGCUCAAAGAGCUGAAGGGCGAGUGAGCGCCGACCCCCUGCCCCGCACCCGACCGACCCCCUCCCGUGUGUAUAUGUAUCGAUCCCCCACUCCUACUCUGUUGCAAUCCAAUUUGAAUUCGAGGCAAAUUGACUCUUUUAUUAUUACUUAUAAAACUAAAUACACAGUGUAAGGGGCAGUUUACUGAACCGUAAAAGGAAUUUCAGUAGAUUCUUAUUUCGAGUAGGUACUUAUGUACGUUGUUUAUAAUUUAUAAUAUUAUUUUUAAUCAUUAUUAUUUUUUGUAUUAUAUCAGGCUCAAAGUCUUGUAAUAUUAUAAUUUUAUUUUGUGACAAAAAUACAUAAAAAUAAAAGUAAGUCACAAAAACGCUGUGCACUGUCAACACGCUAUGCAGUCCUAUAAUACAGAGUAGGAUAUAAUUUUAUAAAUAUUCUGUAGACUGUACCUUACACCCUAUAAAAUCCUCUUUCGCGAUAUUUUUAUAUGAUUAGCUACAGUGUGCGCGAUAUACGCCUGAGGCCGUUUUUUUUGACAUGAUAAAAAUAAUUAUUGCGUGUUCGACUUUGCUCUUCUUUUUUUUAUAUUAUGCUGGUGAAUGUGAAAAAUGUAAUCGAAAUGACUUAAAGAAGCGCCAUUUGUAGCAAUACUGCUAAAUCUAAAUCUUAACGGGAUAAUUAUGAACUAACUAGUAAGAGCUUGUGAAAUUCGAAGUUUUAUUAUUCGGUGUAAUGUCUAUCAUUAUAGUCUGGCAAGUUCGUUGAUGACACUCCCAUGAUAUGCGGGCGACGGGGGGAAAGGCUGCGCGGGUGUGAAAUCGUGCGUGCGGGGAAGUGAGGUGCGUCAGUCGUGGGCUUUUCAUUCAUCGCUACACGGUCCCGCAUCAGGAGUGGUACGAACGAAGUUGCCAAGCUAUAGCCGCUACUUUUCUCUAUAUUUUUGUCAACACAUAAGAUAACCUAACACACACACACAAUACAUCUAGAAAUCUAUGCAUCUAUAUCUUUAUGUAUAAUAACACUUUCCGCAAAUGCCCAAAUUUGAGUUUAUACCUUAAAAUUAAAAAAUAAGUUUAAUACUGAAUAUUUUUAUGAUAUGAACAAAACUCGUCAACUAUUGUUGUGAUGUUAUUAUAAAUAACACCCAAAGAUAUGAAAUGCCAUCGAUAUUGUAAUUAUUUUAACGACUAUUCACCGCUAACACCAUCUAAAGUAAGGAUCAUUUACACGAGCAGCACAUUGUCAAAGGCAGCUGGCAACUGCAGUCGACGACCACCGUCGACUGCUGUUGACUGCCGCCAAGAUGUCGUCGACUGCUGUCGACUGCCGCCAAGAUGUUGUCGACUGCCGUCGACUGCCGCCGAGAUGUCGCCGACUGCAGUCGUCGGGAGCAGAUGCUGCUCGUGUAAAUGAACCCUAAAACAGCAAGAGCAAAGUUAUACACCUAUUAUCAUGAGCGUAACUAUGAAAUAUCAUUGAGCUUUUUUAGUUUACUAACGUGUACAAAAACGGCCUAAGAUGCGACAGGGAUGAUCAACUCAGCAAAGUACUCACGAGAUUAUAUAAUAAUGACUUUUCUUAAAACAUCACACUGUGCAAAUGUACUGUUAUGUGCAAAUAAUAUAAUGAUAAUGAGCUGGCGAUUGUUGUAUAUAAUGUACACUUAAGGUCGCUGCAUACGUAACGUGUUUUAUCUUUGAUGGAACGGGUCGACAUGCUUUUGGCAAGAAAUGGGAAAAAUAUCGUUAAUGUCGAUGUUUAUAUUGAACGGUAUUCCUCACAUAAUGAUGAAAAUUUUUGCCGUGCCGUUGCCGUUUGAAUACGGGGAUAAAAUGUAGGCUAUGACACUCUUAAAUAACGAGGCUUUGUAGUGGUAAAAGAAUUUUCAUAAUUGGUUCAGUAGAACCAGAGAUUACCUCCUACAACACCACAAACUUUGUCUCUUUAUGAUAUUAUAGUAAUAUACUCAGAGGCACAAUUAUCGGCCCACUUUAAUAUACUCGCGUCUUAUUAAAAUGGGCGGAUAAUUCUGCCUCUGAGUAUAUUAUAGAUUAAUCCGCGUAUGAACGUCGUUCCGUACGCAGCGACAUUUAUACACCAACAAAAAAUAAUAGUUUUAUAUUAUCUUAUUAUAAUUAUGUUAAUGUCUAUAAUUACAUUUAAAAUGUAAUGACGGAAAAUAAUGUUAUUAUAAAAAUCUUUAUUUAUUCAUAAAUAUAGUAAUCUCGUGUAAGUAUGGGUGUAGUCCCUCUGUCCCACAAAAGGUGCGAAUUAUUUGAAUUUAAACUAUAUCAGAAAUAAAUAAUUUCAUUUCAUUGAGGCAUAAACCAAGUCUACUUAUUAGAUUUCACCAAUAUGUGUAAGAUCUUUUAGAUCUGAAUAUUUCGUGAUCAGUCAGGUAUUUUAAAAUGUAAAAUUUACUAAGUAUUUUUGUGAAACAUAUUUUUUUAUAAACAGCCUAUAUAUUUUAAUCAUAUAAAUUUAAGGUAUUAAAAAAAUUAUAAGUUGUUACAUUUUUAAAAUAUAAGUGUUUCAGUUAAUGUUAAAUUGAAAAAAAAAAAACAAAAGAUACUCUCUGACUGAUCCAAACAUGUUCCUGUGUUGAACUUUAAUGUCUAUGAAAAUUUAAAUAAUACGUUUAUAGUUUUACUUUAUUUUAUUUACAAGAACAUAAUCAUCAAAUGCAUGUCAUAUUUUGUGUAAUAUGUACGAAAAAGUUGCGAGAGUCUGGUAUCUUAAUCACUAAUUUGUGAAAUUACAAACCAAAAUAUUUUCUGAUAUUAUUUUUAGUAUGAUUUUUAAUUUUUUUAAUCUUAGAUAAAGGAAGAACUUACAAAUUAUAAUUUCGUAGUGUUAUAUCUUAUGCUUAGUUUGUGCAGAUCACAGGCUGUACUGUCUGCUUACAAAUAUAUAAAUUAUGAAAUGGCUGUCUUUUUUUAAACCAUGUAAGGCUGGUUAAGUCACCUGGCCCAAGACCAUGGUCUAAAAUCUGAAUUAGAAACAACCUUCACCCAUGUGGAUGACAUGAAAAGUAUUUUACUCUAGUAUGUUUAAAAAAUUAUUGCAAGUAGGUUGCUUGAAAAUUCCUGGCUAAACUAUUACUAACAAAUUAUUGACUGAUGAUAGUUUGGUAAGGAGUUUUUUAGGAAAACUACUGGCAAUUUAUUAAUUUUGAACAUACUAAAUUUUACUAACUUAAAUAAUAAACAGAUGGGUGAAGGUAGUUUCUAAUUCAGAUGUUAUAUUAAUAGUCUCACUUAGAAUAUUUAAUUGUUUAUUUAUUGUUACUACAAAUUGGAUUGAAACAAAUGGUGCAGAUAAAUUUUGUACAUGAACCAGAUGGAGUUUUGUUAGGUUGUGAGGUUGUAAAUCAUUUUUAUCAUAUUAAAAUACAUAUUAUUAUUUUAUUAGCUUUAUAUUGUGUAUCGCUUAUAUUUCUCACUGUAAGUCGCUCAUUUUUGAGCAAAGUGAGGAUCUGCUGUCGGUUAUUUGCUGUAUUUAAAUUGAUAGUGUUUUUCGUCAUUGUAUUGUCAGGGCCUGAGUGUAUGAUAAUCUUAGCUUGCAUAAUAGAUUUUCCAAUACAACUUUUAGAUGAAGCAUUUCAAUUGUUUGUAUUGUUGAUUCACUUUGAUAAUACAUAUAUAAGCUUAUGUUUUUUUUUAUGUUUGCAAAGUUGAUUUAAAAUAAUUUGUCUGUUAUAAUUUCUUUAAACAGUUGAUAAUUCUGUUGGUCUUGAAAAUUAUUCAUUUGACCGAGAAACAUAAUGUAAGAGUUGAUUAUAAAUGAUGUAAUUAUGGUGUCAUUUAAUAAAUUAAACUUCCAAGUACAUGGAUUUCUACUUUAUUAGAUAUUGUGUAAUGUCAGACCAUGUGGCAGAGAAAAAAAAUCGCAAAAUUGUAACUAAAUAUAGAAAAACAAUAAAAAAUGAAUUCUUUGUAA
Molecule: messenger RNA, 4938 nt
Organism: Bicyclus anynana (squinting bush brown)
Lineage: Eukaryota; Metazoa; Arthropoda; Insecta; Lepidoptera; Nymphalidae
Gene: eIF4H1
Product: eukaryotic translation initiation factor 4H
Exons: 6
Coding region: 75-1028 (317 amino acids)
Molecular function (GO): RNA binding
Source: RefSeq, a predicted model, not a curated record